Messenger RNA from Ipomoea nil (Japanese morning glory), 2955 nucleotides. RefSeq lists its product as uncharacterized. The transcript has 7 exons. NCBI's taxonomy places the organism in Eukaryota, Viridiplantae, Streptophyta, Magnoliopsida, Solanales, Convolvulaceae. The coding region runs from base 199 to 1641 and encodes 480 amino acids. The record is from RefSeq and is a predicted model, not a curated record. Gene Ontology annotation, biological process: regulation of asymmetric cell division.
ACGCGAGAAUUGAAGAAAACAUCCUUAUACAAGCAAUGUUACUUCACAUUUUCUGCAGUUGUCAUCUCUGUUUCUCCCCCUAGCACCCCAAAGACAUGCAUUGAGAAGUCAACUGGGCGUGCUGACAAACCGGUUGAAUGUGACGAUUGUGCCCUUCACACAGCAGAAGAAAAAACGAGCAUAAAGGAGAAUCAUGGAAUGUUUUGUCAUUUAAAUGACGGUAAGAGGGAGGCUGAUCUAUUUGUCUCUGAGGAAAAAGUCGUUCUUGACUCAACAGGCCUUGUAGCAGAGAACGAUUAUAUAACUAAUGGUGCUAAAGAUAGCGAUGAACUUGACUUCCCUGCGUUUAUGGACAACUCUCUCAAACAUAUCGAGAAUGAAGAUGAAUGUUCACCGUUAAAGGAUGCUAAAGGUGUGAUCUUUAACUUUAAUGCUCACAAGACCAGUGAAGAAGUUCUGUUCGAAUCUGAUAAACAGGAUCGAGAUGGGCUAUUGAAAAGUCCAGAAUAUGAAAGCUUCAUGAUCGAAAACUCUGGUGUUUAUGAAGUUCGAUGUGGCAUAUCUGGUGCAGAAUCGGGUUCAGAGUUUUCGCACUUGGGUGCUGAUAAACACAUAAUGGAGCCUGAAUUUCCCGAGUCAAUAGAUAGCUACAAAGAGAGCAAUUCUAACGAUGUCAAAGAUAUUUGUAUCGACGAGGGGGUGCCCAUAGUAGACAAAAACUUGAUCGAGAACCCGAACGAUAGUAGUUUUGGUGAUAAAAAUGACAGCUUGGGAGAAGACGUUCAAAAGGAAAUGCUUUCUGGCGACCCGUCAAAAAUACAGGAUUCCAAGAAUCCCAAGAUCGGUGCUGCUAAUACAUCCACAGUUAAAGAUGAUAUUGAGUCUAUUGCUCCCGAUUGUCUAAUAUCAUCGGUGGAGAAUAAUGUCAAUAAAGAAUCUGUCACGGAUACUUACCUAGAGGAUUUGAUGAAGCUUUUUGGAUCAAAACUUGCCAAAACUGGAAAAGUAGACAAUGAUGCGUCCGAAACACAAUCGUUUAGUAAUAAGCCGCUUCUCGAAUCAUCGUGUGCACAGCAGGAUUGUCAGUCUCCCGAAGAGGCAAUCUUGGAAAGUCAUGCUACUGUGCCAACAAAUGUCGAACCAAACAAGAAUGACCAUAGUACUUUCGACGAGAGUGCUGAAAAGAUUUCCAAAAAAGCCCUUGAUUCGGAUGCCAUGCCAAAUAACGAGGAAGGGAUUUCGGAUAAAACGUCAGCUGCACCUGCUAGCGAAGUUCAAUGCAGAAACACUGAGAAGACCGCUGAAAAUUCUCGUGGAAACCCUUUAGGACCCGAGUUGCAAGACGUGGGUAAUAGUGAGGACAAAGCCUCCGCUAAUUUUUCAAUUGGUAGCCACGAUCACGGGGAGGCUAGUUUCUCUUCGGUUGGUCCUAUGUCGGGUUUAAUUUCUUAUUCCGGACUAAUCCCACAUUCCGGGAACAUUUCUCUUCGAUCGGAUAGCAGCACCACCAGCGCAAGAUCCUUUGCUUUCCCAAUACUACAAUCCGAGUGGAAUAGCAGUCCGGUAAGAAUGGCAAAAGGAGAUGGGAGAUACCGAAAGAACCGGGGUUGGAUGCAGGGCCUUCUUUGCUGUAGAUUCUAAAUUCUUUACUAUUUCAUUUAGGCUCUUAGGUAAAACGCAUAUACACACACAUCAUGAAGACCAGAAGUUUUUUUAAACCGAAUGCUAUUUGAUACAUGUUGAUACAUAUAUAUAUAUCUCAAGUUUCGGGUGCACUGAAGCAUAUGCAGGCAACAGAUGUAAAAACUAUACACUAUUGUAUUCAAUCAAAAAUCAUUUUCAAAUCUUACAUAUUGCCCAUGCAAGCCAUCUUUUGAGUCAUGUUACUGAAUUUUGUUAUUCCUUAUGAUCUUGUUAUGCUCGGUUUUCUUUCUCGAUCUGUGGAUAUAGCCUCUGUAUCUAUAAUAACUGUCCAUACGCUUGCAUCCUCGGCCCAAACUGUAUCUGAGAGCUGUUGAGAUUUGAGAAACCCGUUUCAAGAAAUAGUAGUGUGACAUUUUGGUUACUUUGGGUUGAUAAUACUGUGUGGUUAGUAUAUUUAACUGAGAAUAUUCAUUGAUGGUCCCCACGAUGAAAGGACAGGUCAACUGAAACAGCGUGAAGGUUCCUUAAAAGGCAAAGCGGGGAAAAAAAAUGUUGAUUUUUUUGCAUAUGCAUUGCUGUUUUUGGCACAGUCUUAGAGUCUCUUGUGCUCUGUGUACUCUUCUUUUGUCUUUCUCUUUUCUCUCUGCAGUUGUGUACAGGCUUUUCUUUUGACUGCUAUAAAUGCCCAGUUUGUUAACAGCCAUUUGAGCAUCUUCUCAAGUGUCACACACACAGAGAGAAAUACUGUCACACUGCCUGCAGAUAUGGAAAUAAUGAUCAGAGUGAUUACAGCUCUGUGUCUCAUUCUCACAGCUCAAGAAGCUCUUGGAAAGACAGUGUCCCAUUAUGAUCAAGGAACAGAUAACAAACAACAGAUUCAGUUCCCUGCUGUGAAUCCAAGAAAGCUCAAGCUAACCAAUGAUGCUGCAACUGUGAAAAGCUAUGGAGAUGACUCCCAUUAUCAUCCCACUACUACUGUCAAUAAGCAAGAAGUUGCAUUAUCAGAGAAGAGGCAUGGGAGAGAAGGAAAGGUGGGAAGACAUGCAAGAAAAGGGACAAGGCAAGAGUGGAUGGAGGGGAGUGACAGGGACACAGACACUUCUGAGUUCUACACCAUGGAUUAUCAUUGGGUCAGACGACGUCGUCCCAUUCACAACAAAUCCUUCCCAUUUCGUCAUCCAUGAAGACCAUGAAACAUUAUGGAUCCAUUGUUUAUCUUUUUCGGAUAUUUGUAUUUUGUACACGACUAGUUAUUUUGGUGUUUAUUUGUUCACGUUUGUAAAUUAAAUAUAGGUCAUGUUUGGUAACAUA